AUGCGUGCGUCUACAUUUUGGUUUCCAUCCUGCAAACUGGCACAUCUCAAACAAUCCGGGGACUCAACAGGAACAACCAGAGAGCGGGCUCUCCGGCAGACACUACAGUGGGCCCACAGUAAGGUGUUUAGCAUUUUAAAGCCAGGGUCGCAGUACCAGCCUGGGAGGCGCAGGGGCGCCGCGCAGCAACAAGUGCAGGCGCAACCUCUCACCAUCAUCCGAGAUGCGGACGUGACACACUCAGGACCCCCGGAGCCAGCCGGCGGCCGCGCAGUCCCCCGGGUCGGCGUCCAGCCCACAAAGCCCCCGCGGGCUCCCGCUGGGGCCGCUCCAAAGGCUCGCAAGGGGUCCGCCUCUGCCCCGAGAGAAGACAUGUGGUGGGUGGAUGAUCCAUACGACCCUUACAAGUCCACCGAUCAUAAUCACUAUGACGUGUAUGAAGAGCCGAGGCAGAGAUCGAGAUCCGGAUAUGGCACAAGGAAUCACACCAGUCUGCCUGAUCUGGUACCUGACCCGCACUACAUUCAAUCCUCUUCUUAUGUCCAGAGAGUCCCAAUGUACAACCUGAGAUGUGCAUCUGAGGAGAACUGUUUGUCAAGCUCGGCCUAUACAGGCAGUGUGAGAGAUUAUGACACCCGCAUGCUGCUGAGGUUUCCCCAGAGAGUGAAGAACCAGGGGACAGCAGACUUCCUCCCCAGCAGGCCACGUUACACCUGGGAGUGGCACAGCUGUCACCAGCACUUCCACAGCAUGGACGAGUUCAGCCACUACGAACUGCUGGACGCCUCCACCCACCAAUCGGUGGCUGAGGGCCACAAGGCUAGCUUCUGCCUGGAGGACACUUCCUGUGACUACGGCUACUACAGGAGAUUUGCCUGCACCUCACAUAGACAGGGUCUGAGCCCAGGAUGUUAUGAUACCUACAACGCAGACAUCGACUGCCAGUGGAUCGACAUCACAGAUGUGAAGGCUGGAGACUAUAUCCUGAAGAUCAGUGUAAAUCCCAACUAUCAUGUCCCAGAGUCAGACUACAGCAACAACGUUGUGCGCUGUACUGUCCAGUACACCGGCAACUACGCCCACGUCUCAGGAUGUCACCUGUCAUCGUAUUAAGAGUCCUUCACAGCAACUCAGCGAGAUGUACUGUAAUUGACAAUGCAGAGGACUGCAUAUAAAACAACACGAAAUACAUCUUAAUAAUACAUUUUAUCAUUUUUAAAUACUCAACAUUUUUUAAAUAAGGACUAUCCUACGUCAUUGUGCCAGUAAAACGUUUUUCUCCACACUGAUAGGUCUAUUCUUAUCUCCUAUUUCUCUAAACAUGUUUAAAUGUCUUACUUAUUUUGCAUUGUACUGUAUUCUCUGCAUUUUAUACCACUUGUAAGAUCGUUAAGGAAUUAAAUCCAUGAUAUUUAGAAGCUUAGCAAGUUAAAAAUGUAAACCAGUUUACCCUUGUUGAUAAUUCAACAUGAAUUAUAUCACUAUUUUGAAAUGAACUGUAAAGGAAAAUGUAUUUGUAUAUUUAUAUGCAAUGGAUGAAACUCUCUUUACUCCAAAGCUUUUGUUGAAACUGAGUUGAAUAAAACGUUGUGACACUGUAUCGUU
Trematomus bernacchii (emerald rockcod) is the source of this 1605-nucleotide messenger RNA. RefSeq names its product lysyl oxidase a (gene loxa). Gene Ontology annotation, biological process: peptidyl-lysine oxidation. Lineage: Eukaryota; Metazoa; Chordata; Actinopteri; Perciformes; Nototheniidae. Gene Ontology annotation, molecular function: copper ion binding; protein-lysine 6-oxidase activity. The record is from RefSeq and is a predicted model, not a curated record.